CGGGCUCCGGGCAUUGUCCCGCUCUGGCUGCAGCGGUCCGACUGCGAGAGCAGCGGCGGCGGCGCGGGGCUGCAGUAGGCGUCGCGCGGCCGAGACCAUGGCUGGAGGCAAAGCUGGAAAAGACAGUGGUAAGGCCAAGGCUAAGGCGGUGUCUCGUUCCCAGCGAGCUGGGCUCCAGUUUCCUGUGGGCCGAAUCCACAGACACUUGAAGACUCGCACCACAAGCCAUGGACGGGUGGGCGCCACUGCUGCUGUGUACAGUGCCGCAAUUCUGGAGUACCUCACAGCUGAGGUGUUGGAGUUAGCAGGGAAUGCUUCCAAAGAUCUCAAAGUGAAGCGCAUCACCCCACGUCACUUACAGCUUGCAAUCCGAGGUGAUGAAGAGUUGGAUUCACUUAUCAAAGCCACCAUAGCCGGGGGCGGCGUGAUCCCGCACAUCCACAAGUCUCUGAUUGGCAAGAAGGGGCAGCAGAAGACUGCUUAGGACGUGAGUCAGGCGCUGGCCUGCCCUCCUCGCUCUGUAACGGGGCAGAGGGGACGAGUGCGGUGUGCGGAAGAGCAUAGACGCUUGCUGUAGACGAGACAAAGGCCACAUCUGUAUGUUUUUAGACUCGGAGUUUGAUAAGUCCCUUUCCCUGUGGUCACAGUCAUGCAUUGAUUGGCCAGGUUUCUCCCUUGUGUUUUAUACAAAAGUAGAAUUGAUAAAACAUUUUUUACAAAA
Molecule: messenger RNA, 721 nt
Organism: Mus caroli (Ryukyu mouse)
Lineage: Eukaryota; Metazoa; Chordata; Mammalia; Rodentia; Muridae
Gene: H2az2
Product: H2A.Z variant histone 2
Cellular component (GO): nucleosome
Molecular function (GO): structural constituent of chromatin; protein heterodimerization activity; DNA binding
Source: RefSeq, a predicted model, not a curated record